Molecule: messenger RNA, 650 nt
Organism: Lytechinus variegatus (green sea urchin)
Lineage: Eukaryota; Metazoa; Echinodermata; Echinoidea; Temnopleuroida; Toxopneustidae
Gene: aprt
Product: adenine phosphoribosyltransferase-like
Exons: 5
Coding region: 64-612 (182 amino acids)
Biological process (GO): AMP salvage; adenine salvage
Cellular component (GO): cytoplasm
Molecular function (GO): adenine binding; AMP binding; adenine phosphoribosyltransferase activity
Source: RefSeq, a predicted model, not a curated record
AAGUCCGACCCGAAGUUAUUUUAUUUUACGAUUGUACUCAUCUCGUAUUCAGUAUAAUUAGUGAUGUCUGCUAUCGAAGAGACGAAAGCUCGUGUGAAGAAUGCUAUUGGGGCGAUUCCGGAUUUCCCUAAACCAGGAAUUUUAUUCAGAGACAUCUUUCCCUUAUUUCGGGAUCCAAGUAUUCUAAAUGACCUCAUUGAUCUCCUUGUACAUCAUGUUAAACAAGCAUUCCAACAAGUUGAUGUGGUUGUAGGUCUAGAAGCAAGGGGCUUUCUAUUUGGUCCUAUGCUGGCACUGAGGCUAGGAUGUGGUUUUGCACCAAUCCGCAAGAAAGGCAAGCUACCCGGUGAAUGUAUUCAGGUUUCAUAUACACUGGAAUAUGGCACAGAUGUAUUUGAGAUGCAGAAAGGUGCAGUCAAAGCUGGUCAAAAAGUCCUGAUUGUUGAUGAUCUCAUAGCAACAGGAGGUACCAUGCAUGCUGCCUGUCAAUUGGUGAGGAGCAUGGAAGCAGAAGUCUUAGAAUGUCUUGUCAUCAUCGAGCUGAUAGACCUCAAAGGAAAGGAGAAACUCACCGCCCCAUUCCAUACACUUAUAGAUUUCGAAGGAGAAUGAGACCACCAUGGGCCUUUCUAUGAACAGUAAAUUAUGAA